AUGGGGAAGGCCAUGAAAUCAAAGCCCUUGCAAAAAGGGCCAAAAGCAAAAGCAAAAGCUAAGAGUUCUUGCAAAAAGAACAAAACUGGUGGCAAAAAGGCAAUGAAAACACUUACAUCAGCAAAUUUGAGGAGGCUUGAAAAAAGCCAAGGGCAAAUGUCUCUUCAAGACAAGCUGAAAAAAGCAGGUGAGGAAGACACAGUGGAAGGAGCAAAGGCACUCCUGCAGAAGCUCAUGACCAAGGAUGAAAAAACAAAACUUUGGUCCAAACACCAGACCUACUUGAAGGGCAACCAAGAUGAAAAGAGCACAUAUGAUGAAGCAAACAAAAAGGAAAAAACUGACAUGACAAUGGCGUGGCUCUUGAAAAAAGAGCAUCCAAAGUACUACCAGGUGUCCAAGGAGAUGGAAGGAUCCACCAAGGCAAAGAGGAGUGAGCAGUGGGUCAGUGAGAUGGUGAUGCUCACAAGAUGGUCUUGGGAGGAAUUACAGAUGCAUUUAGCAUCUGGGAGGAUUGUAGCAAGGGAGUGUGCCUCUACCUGGGGGGUCUAUGAGUAUUGUGACAUGCAGGAUUGGGAUGCUUACAAGAAAGCAAAGAAGGCCAGGGACAUGGCAACAGCAGUCUGUGCAGACUUUGAGGAUUGCUUGGCAAAAGCAAACCCCUACUUGAGCAAGGCAUCAAAGCAAAAUGGCUUGAAGGACCAGCAGCUCUUGGCUGCCAUGGGCAACAAACUGAAGGAAGCUGUCAGCAAAGAAAAUGUAACCCUGAAAAAGUUAAAGUCUAUGCUUCAAGAAACUGCCAACAAAGUCAAGGAGGUAAAGGACACAAUGAAAGAGUUGAAGCAAUUGGCCAACAAGGCUGGCAGCAUUGCUUCCAAGGCAGCCAGUGCCAAGUCCAAAAAGUAA
This is a messenger RNA of Cladocopium goreaui, 906 nucleotides long. NCBI's taxonomy places the organism in Eukaryota, Dinophyceae, Suessiales, Symbiodiniaceae. The record is from the annotation of a GenBank genome assembly.